UUUGAACUGACAGGCUUUCAUUAAUGUCACCGACAAAUUUUAACCAUGAGCUAACUGCUGUUAGACCCAGCUUUCUUGGUUUUGUGUCAAAGCCCCACAUCACCGAACCCUUCACCAGAAGCGAAGUUUUACUCCAGGAAGGAAGACCGAGGAAGCUUCCUAACUACAGCUUCAGCCUCGAGGUGGAUUGCCCAGCGAGGCGAAUUUCCUUUUUGAUGGAGCUGUCAGCUUGAAGUUUGGCAUCAGGGGCAGAAACUUUCCCAUCUGGUAGCUUGACCAGCAAAUAAAUGUCGGUAUCUUCUUGGAUUUUAGCUCAGUGAAUGGAAAUGGGUCCUUGGAAACCGCAAGAUUUGUUGGUUCUUUGAAUGCUCAGAGACUCUUCUUGUUCUUGAAUUGCAUUUGUACCGUCUCUCAUCUGCUCUUGCUUUAGUGGGUUUCCUCGUUUUAGAGGUUACCAGCUGGUUUUAGUGUUGUGGGGAGGGAUGAUGUCUGUUAUAUACGUUAAUCCCAUUUUGAGGCGAUAAUGACUCGUGAUGGAAAUGGACGUGGCGGACGCACGGAUUGUGAGUGGUUUUUAGCAGGAAUUCGUUUGUCAAAAUGAGGCCUUUGUUCAAGAGGGGUGUGAGUUUUGCCAACCAAAUGGUCACAGACCACUAUAAAGUCCGGGUCUUUGGUCCAUUCAAUGGAUUCGCCAUGAUCGGUUCGUUGUUCUCUUUCCUUGUAGUAAUAACCUGUGCAUGUCUGUUCGUCUUACCCAUUUUUGAACCGGCCAUAUACACAUCCGGGAUUCCCAAAUCUAGCGGUUCAAAUUUGAUGCGCACUUGCAAUGUGUUUGAAGGGAGUUGGAUACCUGAUGAAAGUUACCCCCUGUAUAAUGCCUCGCAAUGUCCAUUUGCUGAGCGUGGUUUUAAUUGCUUGGCUAAUGGCCGCAGAGAUAGAGGAUAUACAAAAUGGAGGUGGAAGCCUAAGCAUUGUGAUAUCCCACAGUUUGAUGUUCGCACGAUUCUUGAGUAUCUUCGUGGCAAGCGUGUUGUCUUUGUUGGUGAUUCGUUGGGUAGGACACAGUGGGAGUCUUUCAUAUGCAUGCUCAUGACGGGAGUGGAAGAUAAGAGGAGUGUAUAUGAAAUAAAUGGGAAUCAAAUCACUAAACAGAUCAGGUUUCUCAGCAUAGGGUUUAGCUCUUAUAAUCUCAGGGUCGACUUCUAUCGGUCAGUAUUCUUGGCACAGCCUGGUCCAGUGCCCAAGCGUGCACCCAAAAGGGUCAAAUCGACCAUUAGACUGGACAAGUUGGAUGAUAUUAGCCAAGAGUGGAUUGAUUCUGACUUUCUGAUCUUCAACUCAGGGCAUUGGUGGACACCUACAAAGCUCUUUGAGAUGGGUUGUUAUUUUCAGCUCGGUAAGUCCCUGAAGCUCGGGAUGCCAAUUGCAUCAGCCUUCAAAACUGCUUUAAAAACUUGGGCAUCUUGGGCUGAGAGCAAUGUCAACCCCAAUCGGACGUCUGUGUUCUUCCGGACAUUCGAGUCUUCUCACUGGAGUGGUCGAAAUCGCAAUUCAUGCAAAGUUACUCGAAGGCCCUCCUUGAAGACCAAAGGGAGGGACAAGAGCUCAAUCUCGGACAUAAUAAUGAAGGUCACGAAGCAAAUGGCAUUUCCAAUACGUGUGCUUCAUGUUACUCCGAUGGGGGCAUUCAGGAGCGACGCGCACGUCGGUACUUGGAGCGAUAAUCCAUCGGUGCCUGAUUGCAGCCAUUGGUGCCUACCAGGAGUUCCCGAUAUGUGGAACGAAAUCCUCUUCUCCUAUAUGCUGUCCAAGAAUGGCGAACUGUUCCAAUGAAUAACAACUGCUGCAACUUGCGGCUUAAACUCGGUUGCAAACGAACUGUUUCCUUAUUACCCAGAUUGAGAAUUCGAGGAAUAUAGGAAGCAGCACUUGUUAUGAUCUCUAGUGUUGGUAGUGUGAGCUGUCUGAUUGUUGGCUGGGAAAAUAUUAGUUCUUUCUGGGAUUAUGUUUCCUCUAGAUUGCUAUGUACUGCUGAUCAUCAGCAAGGAAAGGAGAUAUUAUGAACAGAUUUGAUAUGCAAUUGGACAUUAACAUUC
Eucalyptus grandis is the source of this 2096-nucleotide messenger RNA. Its product is annotated as protein trichome berefringence-like 7. The transcript has 3 exons. Gene Ontology annotation, cellular component: Golgi apparatus. Bases 598 to 1833 code for a protein of 411 amino acids. The record is from RefSeq and is a predicted model, not a curated record. NCBI's taxonomy places the organism in Eukaryota, Viridiplantae, Streptophyta, Magnoliopsida, Myrtales, Myrtaceae. Gene Ontology annotation, molecular function: O-acetyltransferase activity.